Trichoderma aggressivum f. europaeum is the source of this 1074-nucleotide messenger RNA. RefSeq lists its product as uncharacterized. NCBI's taxonomy places the organism in Eukaryota, Fungi, Ascomycota, Sordariomycetes, Hypocreales, Hypocreaceae. The transcript has 5 exons. Gene Ontology annotation, biological process: Golgi organization; retrograde vesicle-mediated transport, Golgi to endoplasmic reticulum; Golgi to plasma membrane protein transport. Gene Ontology annotation, molecular function: phosphatidylinositol-4-phosphate binding. Bases 1 to 1074 code for a protein of 357 amino acids. The record is from RefSeq and is a predicted model, not a curated record. Gene Ontology annotation, cellular component: cytosol; trans-Golgi network; Golgi cisterna.
AUGUCCUCGUCAGGCUUGACGCGACGCCGUGGAGCUGGCGGCGUCGCUGGCACCGAGGGCGAGAGCAGCAACGGCGUCUCGAGGACCAAUUCGACCCGCGACGUUCGAGACAGCGGCCCCGAGACGAGCUACGAGAGCGGCGAAAACGGCCACAAGAUUGCCUUUGACCCUCGAGACAUUAGCGAGUCGGCCGAGCGGAGCAAGCAGCCCAAGCUGACCAUGAUGGAGGAGGUGCUGUUGCUUGGUCUCAAGGACAAACAGGGGUAUCUGUCGUUCUGGAACGACAACAUUUCGUACGCGCUCCGAGGAUGCAUCGUGCUGGAGCUUGCCUUCCGCGGGCGCAUCAGCAUGGAAAAGGAUCCGGCGCGGCGACGGUUCCCCCUGGCAGACCGAAACAUCGAAGUGAUAGACGAUACCCUUACCGGCGAGGUGCUUCUCGACGAGGCCCUCAAAAUGAUGAAGCAGAGCGAAAAGAUGAGCGUCAGCUCCUGGAUUGACUUAAUGAGCGCCCGCGACAUUGCCACGGCCUUGUGCGAGACUUGGAACCUGAUGAAGAUAGGAUACCAGCUCAAGCAGGUCCGCGAACGGUUAGCCAAGGGCCUGGUUGACAAGGGCAUCCUACGGACGGAGAAGCGUAACUUCCUUCUCUUCGACAUGGCCACCCACCCCGUUGCCGACGGCGGAGCCAAGGAGGAGAUUCGCCGCCGCGUGCGCAACGUCCUGACCCAGCGCACCGUCGUCCUCAACGGGAGCCAGUUUCUGCCUGAGAACCUCGAGUUCCGCUACUUGCGCACCGUGUCCAUGGUGUGUGCCGCAUACGCCGCCAACGUCCUGGAGAAUGCGCUGUCCACGCUGGGCCACGAGGCCAGGGAGCGAGCGUUUGCGCAGACGGACGAGCUACUGGCGGAUUACAGCCAGUACCCCUUUGGCAAGAAGGCCACGGGCAAUGGCAUCGGAGCCAACCUACCGCAGGUCAUAGCCGAGGAGGUCAACAAGGCCAAGGAUAAGGAGCUGCAACUCGAAAUCGUGGCAGCCUGCCUGAGCGUCUUUACCAGACUCGACUCGCUUCUAUAA